Thunnus maccoyii (southern bluefin tuna) is the source of this 2128-nucleotide messenger RNA. It is a transcript of the gene aspa, whose product is annotated as aspartoacylase. Gene Ontology annotation, molecular function: hydrolase activity, acting on ester bonds; hydrolase activity, acting on carbon-nitrogen (but not peptide) bonds, in linear amides. Lineage: Eukaryota; Metazoa; Chordata; Actinopteri; Scombriformes; Scombridae. The record is from RefSeq and is a predicted model, not a curated record. Bases 219 to 1160 code for a protein of 313 amino acids. The transcript is spliced from 6 exons.
UGACCGGAGUUUAGCCUGCAACUCGAGAUGUCGUGCACAACUCAGCGCCUUUUACGCACGGUGACUGAUCGUGACAGCCCAGCGGGCACGUUACGUAAGCGCGCAGCCACAGUGGGCAUUUAAACAGUGAGGCUGCGAAGCUCCAGCUGGAAACUUUUCCUCUGCCGUUGAGACCAACGUGUCUUCAUCCAGGCUCUGCACAGUUUCUCUGUCUAGAUAUGUCUUCUUAUAACAACAGCGUGUGUUUGAACGAGGCCAGGAGAGUAGCGAUUUUCGGAGGGACUCAUGGGAACGAGAUGUCCGGCGUGACGCUCGUGAACCUGUGGGUGAAGAAUAGCGCCGAGAUACAGAGGAAAGGGGUCGUGACCAAACCUUUCAUCACCAACCCGAGGGCUGUGGAGAAAUGCACCAGAUAUGUGGACACGGAUCUGAACCGAGCCUUCACACCAGAAAACCUCAGUGCCCUGGAGGGAGAUGACCUGCCCUACGAGGUGAAGAGAGCUCAGGAGAUCAACAGGAUAUUUGGACCUAAAGGAAGCCCAGAGGCCUACGAUGUCAUCUUUGACCUCCACAACACGACGUCCAACAUGGGCUCCACUCUAAUUCUGGAAAGCUCCAAAGACCACUUCAAUCUGCAGAUGAUGAACUACAUCAAGAAAGCCAUCGCUCCAGCCAGCUGUCUUGUUCUGCUGAAUGAACACCCUCUUCUGAAAUAUUCCACUUCACGCUCUGUAGCCAAGCACCCUGUUGGUCUGGAAGUGGGUCCUCAGCCUCAAGGUGUUUUGAGGAGUAACAUCUUUGAAGCUAUGAGGGCAAUACUGAAACAUGCCCUGGACUUCAUCGAUCUGUUUAAUGAAGGUAUGGAGUUCCCUCCCUGUACAGUGGAAGUUUUCCGGGUCACAGAGAGGAUCGACUACCCCAGAGAUGCCAACGGAAACAUCAUUGCCAUGGUGCACCCCAAUCUGCAGGACUGCGACUGGGAGCCGCUGAACCCCGGUGACCCUAUGUUCCAAACGUUUGAUGGGAAGACCAUCCACUACCAAGGCUCUGGAACCGUCUAUCCCACUUUUAUUAAUGAGGCAGCCUAUUAUGAAAAACAACAGGCGUUUGUAACCACCAGGCGAGAAACCUUGGUGGCAAGCAGCAUCAGAAAAGCAUAAAAACUGGUUUGUAAGGCUAACAGCGAUCUUGAAUAUGUGCUAGUCACAGCAACAUGUAUAGAUUUUGCACUUUGUUCUGUUAGCAAAUGACAGACUUUCCUCACAUAUUGAUUAGAUACCAUCUUUUACACUCUGAUUUAGUUUUUUAUGCGUUUACUAUCAGAAAAUCAAUUAACUAUGCAAAGAACAUUUGUGGAGGCUUUGCAAAGAGUCACUGUGAAAGUCUUUCAUCUGAAGACUGGUAUAUCGUUGUGAUAAGUAUUUAUGAUACUAUUGUUAUUUAAAAACCUAUUUACAUUAAAUCAACUAAAUUUUUAUAAUAUUAAAGGCCAGGCUUAAUCAUGGAUGACUUAUGAAUCCUUAUACACCAUUCUUUAAGUUUCCUUUUUACUGCUCAGGAAGGCCAUUGAGGAUCAUAACCUGCAACUUUUGACCCAAAACUGUAGUCAUUUGUCUUCUUCUGAAAUUAUACUUGUAAAAUCUUCGGGAGGGUUUUUGUGGCCUUUGAUACUACCUACCUGUAACUCCAGUGGUUGCAUCUGUGGUGCUGUCCUAUUGUUGCCUUAAAAAAAAAAGAGAGAUUUCAGUGAAAAUUGCACAACAAAUUUGGAGUGGAAUUUGUAGAUUACGUGUUGGAUAACAAGAUAUUAUUUUGAUAAGAAAUGGUAUGUGUUCUGUUCCUCAAUACAAAUGGGAUGCAGUUUGAAACAUGUUUUAUAAUAAUAUAUAUGUGUCUAUUUUGAUAUCCUUGUACUGUAUGUUUGGUUUUAAGUGAUGUAUAGGACUUGAAUAAUGGAAAGCAUAUGUACUUUCUAAUGUUUUUACGUCUUUGUUGUCUCAAAGUGUAUCGCUGUGGUCUUACAGUCAUUCAUUUUUAUAAUGUUAAUUCAUUAUUUUUGGUAGCAACAUUUAUAAGAUUAGUAAAACUCACUGUCUUUGAUGUCCUGUGGAAAUUGUCCAAUCAAUAA